UUGAACUUCGCCAAGCAGUCGAAGAACGUGUUAAACAAACGGAGCAACAGCUGCUGAUAAGCCACAGACAAAACAAGCAAUAAUCGAAAACGCAAUUUACUACACCCAAACAAUAAACAAAAGUCGUUCGAUUACGAUAUUACAACUGUCUUACAAAUUAACGGAAAAUUCCACAAUCAAGAUGUCUGCAUCACCCACCGCUCGUCAAGCAAUCUCGCAUGCUCUGCCCUUGGCCAUGUGCAAAACGAAGAAGGUUGUCGUCACUGAUCCCAUUCAAAUGCCCGAAGUCUACUCAUCCACACCCGGUGGCACCAUCUACUCCACGACACCUGGCGGCACCAAGUUGAUCUAUGAGCGCAACUUCAUGAAGAACCUGCGUGGUUCCCCAUUGAGCCAGACGCCUCCCAGCAAUAUUCCCAGUUGUCUGAUGCGUGGCACUCCCCGCACCCCUUUCCGCAAGUGUGUGCCAGUGCCCGCAGAGCUGGUUAAGAAGGCGACAGCAUCCCUUAAAAUUGAAGAUCAGGAGCAGUUCCAACUGGAGCUCUAAAAAUGAUAAGAAGCUUUUCCCAAUUCCGAGUAGCAACUGCCAAAACUCAUUUGAUUCAUUUAGCCAUAUCAAUCUAGUUGUAGUCCUUCGCAAUCUAAAUACUGAUCUUAUAUAAUGUUAGUUAUCUCAUUACUUAAUCAUAUUGAAUUCCCGUCUAGAGGCGAUUGUUUAGUUUUCAGUCAUAUUGACUGACUUUUUACUAAUUAUCAUUAAUCAUAUUUAAUUCAUAAGAAAGUUUUGCAAUAAACCUUAAAUAAUACUUGAAAUUCCAA
Molecule: messenger RNA, 819 nt
Organism: Drosophila grimshawi
Lineage: Eukaryota; Metazoa; Arthropoda; Insecta; Diptera; Drosophilidae
Gene: Thor
Product: eukaryotic translation initiation factor 4E-binding protein
Exons: 2
Coding region: 182-547 (121 amino acids)
Biological process (GO): negative regulation of translational initiation
Cellular component (GO): cytoplasm
Molecular function (GO): eukaryotic initiation factor 4E binding
Source: RefSeq, a predicted model, not a curated record